CUCCGGACGAGGAGGUCGGAGAACCAGUCGCGGUCACAGUCGCAGAGCCAGCGCUCGUUACGACUCGCUCCGACUUACGGCGACUUGGUCUAUCGAUACUGUAUACUAGUGAGUUACUGUUGAAAUGGAAAUCAGACUAUUCUGUGUGUGACAAUGAUACAUGAAGAUAUAUAUCGAGGGAUUGAUGAUAAUAUCGACCAUGGACCUGACAACGAGGCGCUGUGAGGACGGGGAGGUUGUGAACGGGAAGGAACAGUGCCGGGGUUUUAAUGGGACGAGUGACGUCACGGGCGUGAUCGAAGUGUCGCGGAAGAGCAGCUCCUUCAGCAUCAGAAGUCUCGUCGGCGGAGAGGACUCCGACCGCCCAGCCGACGGACAUGUUAACACACCCGAAGAGUACUACCACCAAGAUUCCUAUCAAAAGUUCACUGGUAUGGGGGUAUCGGAGGUUCAAAAGGACGAUUCUCCAAGAACAACUCCUGAGCUUUCACGAAACGAUCAGUCCCCUUCAGAGCGACCACCCCCCGGCUCUGCAGACAGCGAUGACCCAGACGACUUCGCCCCCAAGAGGAAGCAGAGACGAUACAGAACAACUUUCACCAGUUUCCAGCUCGAAGAGUUGGAGAAAGCAUUCUCUAGAACUCACUACCCUGAUGUUUUUACGAGAGAGGAGUUGGCGAUGAAAAUUGGAUUAACGGAAGCGAGAAUACAGGUGUGGUUUCAAAACCGUCGUGCUAAAUGGAGGAAACAGGAGAAGGUGGGGCCUCAAGGGCACCCUUACAACCCUUAUCUGGCUGGGGGCGCAGCGCCUCCCCCAUCAGUAGUCGCUUCAAUGCCGAACCCUUUCUCACAACUCGGCUUUGGCUUCAGAAAACCAUUUGACGCAAACGCUUUGGCAUCAUUUAGAUAUAAUAGUACCCCAGUGCUGGGAACGCAAUACCUCGGUACGCCGUUAUCUCGACCUCCGCUUUUCAGCGCUCCGAUGUAUUCUUCGGCUCCUCCCUUCCACUCGCUCCUCGCUGGCUUGGCAGCUCCCAGACAAUCUCCUGACCCUCCGCCGGUCUCGCCCCCCAUAUCUCCCGGCAGCGAGUCCCCCCCAAUACAACCAGGUCCAGAAGUCGAACGACGGAGUUCAAGUAUAGCCGCCUUAAGAAUGGCGGCUAGAGAACACGAGUUGAGGUUGGAAAUGUUAAGACAACGACACCAUACUGACUUGAUAAGUUGAGCUGAGGCUGUGUUAGGAGGAUAAUGGAAUGUAGUUACUAGUGGCGUCUUUGUUACUGACUGAGAGCUUACAAAGUAUUUAAAAAUAAGGUUAAGGGAAGUUGCAAGUGUGAUUUUAUCAAAUUAAGUUUCUUUACAUACUUCUUUUGUUUCCUGUGUCAGUAACAAUUGAAUUGCUGUUCGGCAAUAGUAAAUUAAUUUACGUGUAAACUGUAUGUAUAAAAUUAUUAUUAAUUUAGGAGGUAACUGAAAGCUAUUAGUAUAUAGUUAUUAUAUAUUUUUCCUUCCAGUUCUAUGCCUUAUUAUUUAUUAUAAAUUAAAUAAGUAUCGCGUAUUAUCUUAUAAGAAUUUUGUUUAUACACAGUGUUAUUUUUGGUGAACAUUCUAGAAGAUUAAAUAUUAUCUUUGUAUAAAUCCUAAAGACAAUAAAUCAAAAUCUGUGUAGCGCAAACCAGUUAAAUAUGUUAAUAAGAAUAUGAUUUAUUGAAGAAAAUUAACAGAAAAUUAAUUAAAUUAUGUAAAUUUUUGUUAACGAUGUAGACCAAGUUCCAGCGGUUCUCUUCUUUCUUUGAAAAUACUUUUUUUUAUUUCCUAUAUAUUGUUUUAUUCACUAUAAGAUAUAUAACAUUUCAUGCAAAUUAGUAACAUUAACAUCUCAAGAAAACAUGAAUCUUUACAAUUUGAAAUCUCAAUUACAUAUUGGCUCGUUUAGAAGAUUAUUAUAGUAUUUUUCCCAAUAAACAGAACCGUCGCAGCUUGAUCUAAAACACCAAAGAGAUUUGCAAAAACAUGAAACCAGUUACAACAAAAACCACAGCUGUACAAAAUGGCAGGUAUAUUGAAAUACAAACAAUUAAGGUUCCGUAAAAUAAAGGGUUUUCAAAUAA
Molecule: messenger RNA, 2111 nt
Organism: Danaus plexippus (monarch butterfly)
Lineage: Eukaryota; Metazoa; Arthropoda; Insecta; Lepidoptera; Nymphalidae
Product: homeobox protein aristaless-like
Exons: 5
Coding region: 161-1225 (354 amino acids)
Biological process (GO): regulation of transcription by RNA polymerase II
Molecular function (GO): RNA polymerase II transcription regulatory region sequence-specific DNA binding; DNA-binding transcription factor activity, RNA polymerase II-specific
Source: RefSeq, a predicted model, not a curated record